AUGUUUACCUUUGAAAACAUCCAGGACCACGAAGUGGUGCACCAGCGAUGCGUUCUCAUUUCGGGGCGAUGCGAAACUGCUACAGAGGGCAGCGAUAGCUUCGUUCAGAUUGAAACCAAGGCGAAUGGCGACAACAUCUCUUUUCCAACGCAAAAAUGGCCAAUGUCACAUGGCUGGUUCAAGGCUCUAGUUAUUCUAACUCCAGGAGAGAAUGCUAUUAGCAUCAUCUCUGCAGAAAACGAGUCUCACUCAACUGUUAUCAACCUCCGGUAUAUUCCAUUGCUGCAGACACCGCCUCUACACCUUGCCAUUCUGGUUGCCACGGACUCGCCUCUUCUGAUCGACUGUCCACCUCGCAAGUUUGGAGCGCUGUCGGGGGCCCACUCGAGCAUCAACGCUGCCGUUGCGAAGUUCCGCUUGUCAGCAUACAUGUGGCAGGCUCUCACUGCCGAGGAGCUGCGCGCAAAUGGACUCGGUCGGCGGUCGUUUCGUCUGGAAGAAGAGUGGGCUCCCGAUACGCUGAGCCAGACCAGCGAACGUCAAGUCACAAUGGAUUCCACAGCCAAGGUCCAUCUCAUUCCAGCUGGCAAGACCGUUGCUGAACUCAGGAGCGCCCAAUUUGCACAGCAGAAUCCCAGAGCAGCCAAACCAAAUGAGCUGCAUGAGAUCUUUUCCCGGGCUUUGAAGAACUACGGAGGACCGUUCGUUUCUGAAGCCAAACCAGUCGUUGCCGGGUUGAUUCUCGAUUCCACAUACGAUGUGAAGAACAAUCUGAUUCUUGCCCAUGCGGCGCUCGGAGCUCACAACUCCAACGGACUGUCUCUAGGCAUUAUGGGCAGUCAUUUGACAUACUCAUGGCCACGAUUCAUGGAGGAAGUCCCUGAUUGUCUGUUGGACCAGUCACCUCCUGGUGACCAAGUUGGAAACGAUAAUGGGGAGUGCGUAUCCAUGUGGGAAGCCUGCUCUGUUGGCCAAGGAGCUUUCUUGCAUGAAGUUGGACACGCCUUUUCCGCGCCACACACGACUGGUAUCAUGGCUAGAGGCUAUUCGAAGGACUGGCCGAAAUGCUUCCUCGCCAAGACUGCGUUCUCCGUUCACGCAGGGACUGAGGGUAUUGAACCGGUCACACCUACCACGCCCAACAACUGCCAUUGGGAUAUCCGCGACAUCCUUCGCUUUGUCAACCUCCCCCAUUUCCGCCACCCUCACGAUACCACCCCCGACAAGAAUUGUCCCGUUGUUGAAAUCCAAGACGAGGAGGACAUCUCAACACUGGCCAUCACUUGCGAGGCCGGAAUUGUCCAAGUCUUGUUCAAUGGCGUCGCCGAAGACAGGGCCUCCCCUAAUAACCCUCAAAAGUCCAUUCGGUACACCCUGGACGAACUUGAGGAUAGAUUUGACUUCCAAAAUGCCCUUGAAAUUGAGGUACUCGCGAUGAAUGGUAAGCACAUUACCAGGGACGUUGCAAAACUGUUCUCCAACCAGACAUCGAUCCGCGUCCCUGGAACUGGAAUCCGCUUGCAGAAAAAGAGCGCCAUGAGUGAAUCUACACCAGCAGACAGCUGGUCCUGGGCUGUGAUGCUGAAAAAGCGCGGUCGCGAUGGUACUAUCGUCCCGGCGUCCAAGAUUGACCUGCGCGUUGGUUGCGUGCUUGACGGAGCCAUCGUCUAUUACAAAGACGGUUCGAGAGUCCCAUGCGGUCCGCGCGGCAAAAAUGGCAAAGACUUGGAUAUGGGUGGUCAUCAAGCAAGGAAGAUUGCGCUUCCGAGGAACGUUGAUGUGGUCAAGGUUGCGGUGGCGAAGGAUCACGAGGAGCUACGGGGUUUGAGAAUCUGGCUGUCCAAUGGAAAAGCUAUGGGUGCGCUGAACAAGCGUGGGAGCGAGUCGGUGGAGAUUCUCGUUCCCGAUAAGGGCCAAAGAAUCAUCGGGUUCUAUGGUGGCAGCAAUAAUGGCGGAUGGCAAUCGAUUCAUGAGUUUGGCAUCGUCACAGCUCCGGUGGAUCAGCCAAUCCCCGAUUCUGUCUACGACAUGCCCGAGCUACAAAACAACCCACAUGUUGGAGUUGGAAGGCCGUCCAAGCGACGAAAAUUGGACCAAGCUGAGACUGAGACUGAGGAUGAGGGUACAUCUGAGGAUAAUGACGAUGGAUAUGAUGACGAUUCGGAGAUUAGUGAGAAUGAGGAUUGA
Molecule: messenger RNA, 2187 nt
Organism: Ilyonectria robusta
Lineage: Eukaryota; Fungi; Ascomycota; Sordariomycetes; Hypocreales; Nectriaceae
Product: zinc metallo proteinase
Exons: 4
Coding region: 1-2187 (728 amino acids)
Cellular component (GO): cytoplasm
Source: RefSeq, a predicted model, not a curated record